AUGGGUGACGACAAUGAAGAGACUCAAGUUCUUGAAACCCGAAUUGAGGAGGAUAACAACCCUACACCAAAUGAAAAUGAUAGCAGUCCUGCAAUAACUGAAAAUAACAACACGGAAGCCACAAUUUCAACUCAAGCUGCUAUGAAUAAAAGGAAAGGUAGAUCUCCUACUUGGGAACAUUUUGAAAAGAAAGAAAUUUGA
Prunus armeniaca (apricot) is the source of this 201-nucleotide messenger RNA. Lineage: Eukaryota; Viridiplantae; Streptophyta; Magnoliopsida; Rosales; Rosaceae. The record is from the annotation of a GenBank genome assembly.